This is a messenger RNA of Heteronotia binoei (common prickly gecko), 3584 nucleotides long. RefSeq names its product cytoskeleton associated protein 4 (gene CKAP4). The record is from RefSeq and is a predicted model, not a curated record. The transcript is spliced from 2 exons. Lineage: Eukaryota; Metazoa; Chordata; Lepidosauria; Squamata; Gekkonidae. Bases 427 to 2094 code for a protein of 555 amino acids. Gene Ontology annotation, cellular component: rough endoplasmic reticulum.
GCCGCUGCAUGCAUACACCGGCAGGAGCAGGAAUACACAACAUCCCGUCCCCCGAAGACAUCUGCAAAACUGUAGUUUUCCAGGAAACGGAGAAAUCGUUCCAUGCCCUGGAGCUUGGGGCUAUUGCUGCUUUCCGCUCCGCCUGCGUGGCAGCGCACUCGAGUGCUAAGGAACUGGGGAGGCGGUGCUGGGUGCACGGCAGGGCGGGGAUGAAGAAGCCCGCCUGAAUCUCCCCUCCCGCCUUCCUCUCCCUGCAAUCUCGAUGCCUAAAUUGAAUGGAAAGGCGCAGCGAAGCUUUGGUUCUUCUCACCGCUAUCGCCUUUUUGCUUUUCGGAGGCCUCCGCCGCCGCUGGUCUUCUGGUGAAGCGCCCGAGCCCCAUCAGCCGGCUGUGACCGCCUUUGGAGCAAGCUCCCGUGCAACCCAGCAUGUCUUCAGCCAAACAAAGGAGUAAUAAAGGCGGCGGUUCCUCUCCGUCCGAAAAGGGAGCCCAUUCCAGCCUCCUCGAUGACGUGGCGAAGAAGCACCCGCAGCAGAGCCAGGCUCAUCCCAAGGGCGCCAAGGGGAGCGCCUCGGCGCCUGGCGCGGGGAAAUCCUCCUCCGCCCUGACCCUCGGGAAGGUCUUCAGCGGGCUCUUCUACCUGGCUCUCUUGGCAGUGGCUGGCCUUUCCGGCUGGGGCGCCCAUCGCCUGUGGGAAGAAGUGAGCCACAUCAGCCAAAGGCAAGAAGGCUUCGCGAGGCAGCGAGAGGAGCUGGCCCGCACCUUGGACGGUGUGGACCAAAAGAUACAGUCUCUUCAGUCUGCAGUUGGAGGUUUUGAACUGAUGGUAAAAAACUCUCAGCAAAAACAAGAUGUCACCGAGAAGGCUGUUAGACAGGGGGAGAGCGAGAUCAAUCGCAUCAGCGAGGUUCUCCAGAAACUACAAAAUGAAAUCCUGAAAGACCUGUCUGAUGGCAUCCAUGUUGUGAAAGAUGCCAGAGAACGAGAUUUCACUUCUCUGGAAAACACUGUGGAAGAAAGGCUGACAGAGCUUACGAGGUCCAUAAAUGACAACAUAGCGGAAUUCACCAAUGUCCAAAAACGGAGCCAGGAGGAAAUAAAUGAAGUAAAAGCAAACAUAGCUUUGUUGGGUGAACCUGGGACAUACAAACAUGAACUACAAGCUUUGAAAAGUGUUGUUGAUGAGAUGCAAGCAUCCAUGAGAGCUAAAGAGAAGGUCAUAGAGUCACUGCAAAGCACUAUUGAUUUAAUGGAGUCAGAUGUGUUGUCCGAAGUCAAGGAACUUAUCAACCUCAAACAGGAGCAUGACAAGUUCAAAGAGGCAGCUGACACGGAGCACCUUUCCUUACAAGCUUUGGAAGAAAAGGUACUUAAAGCAGAGGAGGCCAUUGCACGUCUUCCUGAUGAGUUUCAGAGACUCAGUGAAGACUUGCUGCACAUUAAAACCUCUGCUAAUGCACAAGAAAGCUAUAUAGUCCCUGAAGACAUUCUGGAACAAAAGGACAGAUAUGACUCCAGGUUCAGGACCAUAGAAGAGAAACUCCAGGCUUUGAGUUCACCAACUGCCCAGCAUGUAGAAAUGAUGGAAUCUCUUGCCUCCAAGUAUGAGAGCAAGCUGGCUGCUUUGGAAGAAGGUAUUGGCUCUCUCCGGGGUUCUUUAGAAAGUGAUGCGCGUUCACUGACAGAUACUGUAAGGAGUCUGAGUGAAUCUCAGCUCUCUAUGUACAGUGACAUUGAUGAACUACGGAGAAGUAUGAGCGACCUGUCAAACAAUGCUGAUGCACUCAAUAGGAUCCAGAAUGAAGUUCGUGCUCUGCUGGACCAAGAAAAGCCUCCAAUGGAUGUGGGGAAAUCUAAAGAUCACCUAGAACUGUCCUCUCUGAAAGGUUCUGUCGGUGAACUGCGCUCUUCUGUUAAACAGGCUGAAUCUGAUUUAAAGAUGCUCAGAACUGCAGUUGAUAGUUUAGUCGCUUACUCUGUGAAAAUAGAAACCAACGAGAAUGAUGUGCAGUCAGUGAAAACCACAUUGGAUGACUUAAGGAAUGACCUGGACAGGUUGUUUGUGAAAGUAGAAAAAAUACACGAGAAGAUCUAAGUAUCCAGAGCUGAGCGUGUAUAACAAUUGAACUACCAAAAAAAAAAUUGCUUUUAUAGGCCAAAGCUCUCAUGGGGGAUGUGGAAUGACUGAUAGAUCUGAAACAAAGAUCUAUUAGUGUCUCUAGAAAAAAAAAUCAUAACACAGUUCAGCACCUUUUAACAAAAAAUAGCUAGGAUAAAUUAAUUUGGUUCUGCUUCUUAGUAGCGUAGGGGAGAAUGAAGGCAAGUUAUGACUAUUUUUGCCUCAAUCCAGUUCAAGACAUGGGGGUCCCUUAUACAAACGAAUGCCCGUUCAUUUGAGUGGAAGAGGAAAACCUGUGUAUGCAUUUUUUGGUGCAUGUAGCUUUGCUACCAGCAUUGAAAUAGAUGAAAGUAGUUGUUGUAUGCAAGAGCUCUGUGUACAUAAGGCUCUGAAUUUCUCUCUGUGUUUACAGUAGCUGCAGAAAAAGUCUUGUAUGGAGGAAGAUUAUAUAAUCCAAUUUAGGAUUUGGAUCUCCCAGAAUCUGUAAUUAGGCUACAAUAUAUAGCUCUUCUAACAAGAAUUACUGUUUUGUAGCAAAACCAAAGAGCACAUAUUGUUGUACACGUUUCCUUAUCCUGGGGCUUUGAGUGGAUCACAGGGAAUAAGAACCUGCAAUAAAUGAAAGCAUUUUGCCUUCAGCAAACACAACACUACUUUUCAAUUUUUCUUGGGACCACUCACUUUGUGAUAGAUUAAAAUAUGUUUUCUGAAUUUGUGGUUCAUUGCUCCAGAGUUGGAGAGUUGAAACCAGAUAAAUGACAAUAUGCCAUAAAAAGAAGGGUAGGACGGGAUGGUACACAAGAAUUUUCCUUUCCAUACCAUUUUUUAAAACUUCCCCUUGAUAUGCAGCAGUCUAUAGUGUGUAUCACUUUGAGUUCUAUGCUACGCAUCUGAUCUUCUAUCAUUGACUUCAGUAUAACAGAACUGGACCUCAAACUUGAUCAAAUAGUGGAUAUGGAUACUCGUGGAAAGAAUGAGAAACAUUCUAAAUAAUAAUAUGAACCACUGAACUGUACAACUGCCUGGAUCCUUGUUUACCUCCUUUUAGAAAGUUCUGUAUUUUUUUUACUUUGUUUACUGAAAUGUUUAGAGACAUUAGAAAGGAACCCAUAUAUAGAUGGAAGCUUUUUUCUCCCUCCCAAAUGCUUCUGAGAUGUAUGCAGACUUUCCCAAGUUGCUAGAGAUCUGCCCAUGGUGAUUUUUACAAAAGUAGCAGAAACAGUACUUGGGUAAAGGGUGCAAAAUAUGUCAAUGUGUGUGUUCUGAAGAUGCUGCCAAGGGACCGUAAGCCUUAAAAUGAAAAAAAAAAAAAGAUGCACUGUGCUGAGAUAGUGUUAUUUGUCUGUUUGUUUUUGCUGACUUUCCUUUGAGUUUUGGAACAACUGUAGUUGACUGUGAAAUUAAGUUUUUCUCCCACCAAUAUCUGGAAUACCUAAUAAACACUUGGAACUUUACUGGAAAAAAAA